AUCAUCAAAAUGGAAGAAGCAGGGGCUGUAGGUUGCUCACACUACAAAAGAAAAUCAAAAUUCGUUACACCAUGCUGCAACAAAAUUUAUACAUGCCGCUUUUGCCACGAUGAAAAUGAAAGCCAUGCUGUGAACAGAAAAGAUGUCACUGAGCUAGUAUGCACAAAUUGUGAAACUCGGCAGAAGGUACAAGCUGAAUGUGAGAAUUGUCAUCUGCGAUUUGGAAAGUAUACAUGUUUGGAAUGCAAACUUUUUGAUGAUGAAGAAAAAAACCAGUAUCAUUGUGAUGGAUGUGGAAUCUGUCGAAUUGGUGGUAGAGAUAGAUUCUUCCAUUGCCAGAAGUGCAACAUGUGCCUUCCUAUCAAACUAAAGAACCGGCACAAGUGUGUAGAAAAUGUGUCUCGAGCAAAUUGCCCUGUGUGCCUUGAGGACAUCCAUACAUCUCGGAUUCCAUGCCACAUUCCAGAAUGUGGCCAUCUGUUACACAGAACGUGCUUUGAAGAUUUGCUUCAAGCAGGGCAUUAUGCAUGUCCAACUUGCCAGACAUCUCUCCUGGACAUGACCCAGCUUUGGGGAUUCCUUGAUGCUGAGGUUGCAGCAACUCCAAUGCCACCAGAAUACAUAAACUAUAGAGCAGAAAUUUUGUGUAAAGACUGUCAUAAAGAAUCCACUGUUAAGUUCCAUGUUGUCGGCCUCAAGUGUUUGCACUGUGGUUCUUACAACACUUGCAGAAUUAAAGGGUCUUUGAUACCUGGUGUAUCGGGUACGUCUGGUAAUGAGAACCAGGGCCCAGCUCCUGAUGAAGCGUCCGGAGCAUCAGCAAUUGUGCGGGACACCACAGAUGGACAAGAUUCAACAGAGUGCACUCAUUCAGAUGCAUCGGGCACCCACGAGUCAGGUGAUGCAAGUGACUCUGAGACUAUGGGCAUUACUGAAACGGAUUUGGAACUCAGGAGUGGAACUGAUUUAGAAGUGGCAGAUGACUCUGAUAAUGGUGAUACAGCUGAUGAAGACACUUCAAGUCCAGUACUAUGUAAUGUUCAGCCUGCUCGUUAGCUCCUGCUUUGUAGCAGUAAUAAAAUUUUGACAGUGGAUAUAUGGGAAGCGCACUUUGAAGUGUCAUAUGCUUAUUAUGUAAUAUAGUUACAAAACAUUUUAAUAUUUAAAAAUUGUUGAACAAUUUGAGGUUCCUUAGAGUGACUUGAGCAGUCUUUUUAGUAGUUGUAGCCAUUGAUAUAGUUUUUCAGAAUGACUCAGAAAAAUAAUUAUGUGCCACAUGCCUGAAUACAAAUAUGAAACUGAUAGUUUUUGAGACAUCAAAGGAAAUCAGGUAGAAUGACAAGAUUCUCACCUCAGUUUUACUCUAUUUGUAUUGGCACGUUGCUUAUUCAUGCUGCAUUGUCAAACAGUUCAGUCAUUAAGUACACCAAUUCAAGAAGUUUGAUGUAAUGAUGAUUUUAUUUUCAAGGCUACAAAUUGAAAAUUUAAUUGUAUUUUGUAAUUUGUUGGUAUCUGCCUUUUAUUUUGUGGCAUAUUUUCAGUAGAGCCUUUACCCAGUUCUUUUGUUUUCUGUAAAAUGCACUGCCACGGGGUUAAUUUUUCUGCUUUUAAGCAAAUACUUCAAAGAACACUACUCAAAUUCUACACUGUUGUUCUGAUUGACUUGUAAAUACAUUGGAAUUAAACCUUAUUUUUACCACGAGAGACAAUACUUGCUUUUGUGCUAUUCACUUAGCAGAUCCAAAUGGGCACACACAAACUGAAAAAUGCUUGAGGUGGAACUAAUCUUCCACAAAGCAAAGGAAAGUUGUAGUUGUAAAUGACCUCCCCACUACACACCAACCUUGCCUCAAAGCAUCAUAUCUUAAAAUUUCCAAAUUUAGUUGCCUUACACUAAAGAAAAGCAGUGUUGUGAAGCAGAUAUGAAACGAACAAGAAAACACUUAGGGAAGUCUUUUCAGCAGUGAAUAUAGGGUAUCUAAAAAGAAAAUUGUCUUUGUUUUACAAUAUUACAGCAGAAUAGUGUAAUUUGGAGGAGAGGGUGACUGUGCAGCAUGGUAUAUACUUCCUGUGCUUUUCAUGCUAUAGAAAGUCCAGUCAUUGACAGAUUUUUCUUUACUAAGACAUUAAUUUACCUCAUCUAUGGUGUAACUUAUUUAUAAUGCAUAAUGAUGAAAAGAAACUUCACAGUACAUAAAGUGAUAGUUGCCCAAUAAAUGUAAAACUCGUAUCUAUUCGUAUCAUAAUUCAGAAGAAGGAGAGCAUUGCCAUAAAUAUUUCUCUUACAAUUUUUGACAUUAACAUUCUUGCAUUGUGUUGGUAGGUAAGUGAGCUAAUGAUAAUCAGAAAGUCAGAUUUUUACUUCUUCCCACUGACACUCAAAAGGAGCUUUUAUUUGCAAAAAUGUCACAGUAAAUGUCAGUUAACUUUUAAAUGACUUGAAAGUCUUUAUGUGGCUUCAAACAGAAAUCAAGGAUGAAUUACUUAGCAUUUGUCCUUAGAGUAAUAUUUACACACACCUGUGUAGAUUAUGACUUGUAAAAGAAAUAUUUCCAAAAAAAAUCAUGAGAACUACAUGACUAAAAAUGUUUAUUUUGUAAAGUUUUGAAAAUUGGCCUCUUUGUCUUAAUGUUUGCUGUUUGUCAUCUUACCGUGAUUUCCUGGGAAAGUACUGCUUAUGGUAGAAAGCGUUUAUGGUUUGUUAUUUUGUUGUCUUUGUAUUCCUAUCAGGUGUUUGUGAAACAAUGUGCCUUGAAUUUCAGUGAACAUCACCAGUAGUGUGUGGAUCAUUAUUGUGUGCAAUUCUUUAUUCAUGAACUUGAAAGAAUCCUGGGCAAUUAGGUCACAUUUUAUCAUCUUUUGUUUAUUGUACACAACAGUUAAUAGUGACAAGUGCUAACUAUUGAUUGUUUUGUGUAAUUGUUCUGCCAUUCUGUAGGCCCUUUUGUCUUUCUUAAUUACUGUAUUCUUCCAGUCAGAUUAAAAUAAUAGUUCACAAAAAUGAAGAAAAAAAUGUGUAAAGUGUUCGGAUGGACAAGCUGAAUUUCUGAAGUGCUACAAAUUCUGCCUCUACAAUGUGCAAUGAUAUUUGGCUGUUCAUGUCAUUUUGCUUAGCAUUUAACAGCUUUUCUCACUUUUCUUUAACAAUUUGUUCCAUAGUUAUGUAAAAUGUUGACCUUUCAUUUAAGAAUGUGCUCUGCAUGGCAAGAUCUCAUGGAGAGUAUAUUGUGCUUUUUGAGAAGCUUAAUACAAUAUGUUAGUUGAAGGGGGGAGAAUGGGUUUUAAAUAAGUUUGCAAGAAACUGAGAUGUUAAAAAGCAAGAGGGUGCCAUGAAUAUUAAAAGUAAAAGAAUCCAUAAUAAAUUUUGUCUGAAGAAAUGACCCAAACAUUACCAUUAAAAAUGUUUUACUGGUUAUAUUAGAGAAUUGGAAUAGUUAGGAGAUUCACAGUAUAAUAGGGGUAGAAUGGUUUAUAAAGCAGUGCCAUAAGUGAGUAUAAAAGAAAUUAAAUUGAAAGAAAUGAACAGGUCUUUGUAAGAAAUAAAUGACUAAAUAAAUGGAAAUCUGUGCAAUAACCUUAUAUCAAUCAUGUAGGACUUUUGUAAGGAACUGCAACUGUUUCUGACAUGUUUAUGACAAAAAAAGCUCAAAUAGAACAAUUACCUGCAUCAGUGACUGAUGCAGAUAAUUGUUUCAUUCAAACUUUUAUAAUGUGUGCAAUACUUUUUAUACAUAAAAGUCAUUCUACCACCAGCAGAAAAGAGCGUAAAUAUAAACUGCCUCUCUCUCUCUCUCUCUCUCACACACACACACACACACACACACACACACACAUUCACUGUGAUUUGUAAUAACACGUUGAAGAAUUGAGGCAUACAGAAAUGACAGGCUUCAGCAGAAACACAUAGAGAAUGAAAGAAAUGGGUGCUGGCUGCAAAAUAUAUGCAAAAUUAAAAGAGGAGAACUCCAGCAAAUCAGCUAAGAAACAUGUUGUUUAAUGGUCAUUAACUGUUCUUCUGUUAAAUAUCCUUCACCUAUGUUCCUUUUUCCAUUGUUUGUGCAAUUUUUUUAAUGUUAUCUUUUUGGGAUUUUUAAAUACAUUGUUGUUUUAUUUUGUACAAUGUCAGUUGCAGUGAUUGUUGACAUAUAUACUUACACAAUACGAGUUGUUGAAUUUUAUUUUGUGUAUUGUUACCAAGAUUAUUUUUUUGGGGAGGGUUUGUUAAAUGAAUUUCUUCCUCAAAAUAAGAGAAGACCUGUUACUUUUGUGUAAGUGCAACAUAGAUCAGUAGUAUUUUGGAACAUUCCCAUUACUGAAAACUAUUUGUAACUGGGAAAUCUGUCAGACCCAUUUUUCCUUUUUUUUUUUUUUUUUUUUUUUUACUUCUGACAGGUUUUCGAGGCUUCAGUUAUUACUAAGAUCUUUGUGGAGACAUGUUCUUUUCCUCUCUUUCUCUCCUGAAGCUACUCUAAUAAGAUUUUAUAUUUACUUUAGAAUUUUUAUAUGUCAUAACAGAGUUUAACAUCGUGGUUUUAACUGGUAUUCAGUGAUUUCAUUAUUUUAUAGCAUGGACAUUACUGAGUUUGGUGCUUUGUGUGAUAUUUGCUAUAUUCUUAAGAAAUUAGUAGGAGCUACUAAUGAAUCUUCUGUAGAACAUAAUGUAAUUUUAUUGAUUGUUGAAUGUGGUAUAAUAUUUUGCUCUUAUUUAUACAGCAAACCAUGUGUUGAUUAAAUAGUCAUUUUUGCCCUCUCCAGUGAAUUUAGUCGCUCAUAAUUUUAAAGGGCUAAGUGUAAAUAUAAAUGAUAUCAUUGUUGUUCAGUGCCUUCCUGUUCGGCAUUUGUCUAACCUGAAUGUGUGAAUUAACUCAUAAAAUCAGUAUUAUGCAACUACAUUUCUCUCUAUGGAACUUUUUUUGUUGAUAUUGGUUUCUUAUCUGUACAAAAAAAUAGCCUACAGUUAAUCAUUGCAUCACACACUAGUGAGAAAUAGAAUGGUAUACAAACUAGGAACUAGUUAGCAUCAGUAUAUUGCAUUAUAACUGAAGAGUUCUGUUUGGUCAGCAGUUAUUGAUUGUAUGAUUGACACAACAUGAAACUGUUGCAAAACACGCCUCAUAAAAAUAAGUGCAUGGUUUUCUGCUGGUAUUAAGCUAUUCUUAAUGCUGCAGUUCAUGCUGUUCUUGUACUGGAUGUAUUUUUGCAUCCCAUACGUUUGAAGCACAGUGUGAGUAAUGAUGUAAAGUACAUCUGAGAAUUAUGUGAAUAAUUUAUGUUGCAUAUUUCUAAUUACUACAGAAUUUUUAACAUUAGACUUUUCUUGCAUGUGGAUGUAAAUUUUACAUACAAGAAAUAUAAAACUUAUUUAAUUCAGUCAAAUGGAAUAUUUAUAUGAAAUUUCAGCACUCAAGAAAUUUUUGAAUAAACAGUAGGCAAGGUCAUUCUGGGACACACUGACAUUCGACAGCAAUUAUGACUUUACCAGUCACUUUGCUUACACCAUGUUAACAUGGUGGUGUGAGCAUGCUUUCAUGUAUGCUUUUGCUCUAGGGGACUAUAAUUGCAGAUUAUAUCUUUUUUUUUAAAUAAGAUUUUUGUACUGAAGAGCAAAAAGAGAGAGAGAAAUGAUGGAAGGCCAGAUAAUGAUAAAUAACAGGAGUAUGACUGCCUUAAAACCACUGCUAAAUUGUCAAGUUUAUGUAACUAAAUAACAAUAUUAUUUUUAAUGCCUUUCUUGUUAUUGUUUAUAUGCAACAUCAUGUUGUAAUUCUGAGAUCUACUUCAUGCUGAUUGCUUCCUUGCCUGUAAAUCACCCCCACUUGAAAACUUUCUCUUUUUUUCAGACAAGUUGUCACUAUAUGAUAAGUACUAAUGCAUUUGGUUCAGUCUGAAUCUAAUCAAAGUGUAGAAUCAUCAAAGUGAACUGAUCCAAGUUAAUUACUUCUGUUAGGACACAGUUAAAUUGCUCUCCCAACUCUCGCAGAUUUGAGCAGUUUGAGAUGAAACAUACUUUGAGACAACUAUUUCAUUUUAAGGAAUGUAUUCUGGUUUGGCUUAAAAUGUCUUCUUUCAGUGAUGUGUGCUCAAAUUUCAUAUGAGUGGAAAGACUUUAUUCAAAUGAUCAUGGUGCAUUUACACAUUUUAAAUGUGAAUUUCAUUAUGGGAGAUAUAACUUUUUUCAGAUUAAUAAUCUAACAGCUGAUUGUACUUGGAUCAUAAGAGCAAUGUGUACUUUACAACUACUGAGACAGUAACAACUGGAGCAAGGUGUACAUUCAUUAAUCAAGGAUAACCUUCAGCAAUAUUGAAAAAGUAAAGCAACUUAUACAAACUUAAUCUCCCACUGUAGGUACAAUAAACUCUAAACAUACUGCUUGAUACUAUUUUUACUUGCACUUUAACAUACAAGUGGGAAAGCUACUGGUGACACUGACAUUUUCAGAAAUGCUUAUUCCACUGCUCUUUCAGGAGAAAGAGGUAUACAGGGUGGUCAGGAACAGUCUGAAUAUUUUGUAAGGGUGAUGCAGGGGAGAAAUAUCUUGUAAGGGUGAUGUAGGGGAGUUUGUGCUCAGAAAUAAUUGUUAAGGGAAAAAAUCUAUACUUUGCACUGUUUCCAAGUUAUUUAGCAUUGAAGUUAGCCAAUCAGGUCUCUGCACACACAAAUUCAGGGACUUACAUGCACUAAUGCACAGAUUUCUGUGGGUCUGUAAGUUACCACAUGUUCAGAUCCUGCUGGCUGCUGUGGUCGAGCGGUUCUAGGCACUUUGGUCCAGAACUGCACUGCUGUUUUGGUCACAUUUUCAAAUCCUGCCUCGGGCUUGGAUGUGUGUGAUGUCCUUAGGUUAGUUAGGUUUAAGUAGUUCUAAGUCUAGGGGACUGAUGACCUCAGAUGUUACGUCCCAUAGUGCUUAGAGCCAUUUUAACCAUUUUCAGAUCCUCAUUACCAAUUGAAAUGCACAUUUUUCAGAAGUGAUAAAUUUAAGCUAGCUAGAAAAAACUAAGUUUGUUUGGUAUGAAGAAACAAAAAGUUUGGUGACAUGGCCCUUGGCAGGCUGCUUGAAUUUGCAUGUGUGAUAACCUGACUAGCUAACUUCAAUGCUAAAUAACUCUGAAAUGGUGAACCCAUUGAAUUUCUGUCUUAACAAUUGUUUCAUGGCACAGCCUUCCCUGCAACACCCUUAAAAGCUUUUCAGGUAGUUUUUGAUCACCCUGUACAUGAAAAAGCAAGGAGCUGACCUAAUGUGCUUUAUAAAAAGAAACACAGCUCUGAACCUUGCAUGGAAGGUAGACAAUGUGGAGGAAUGACGUCUGUCAUGACAUUGGUCAAUAUUGAUCAUAGUUCAAAUUGCACAGUACAAAAACUCAGCUGUAGCCAUUUAAAUGGCCAAAAUCCAGAACUAAAGCUAAAAACAAUUCAGAGGUAAAGGUAGAAAGAAGGCUAAGAAAUAAAGCACUAUCCAUUUAUUUCCCAAUUAUUACUCCUCUAGAUUUUCCUGUUCACGAGUGGAGAACACUCUUUUGCCUUGUGUAAUUAACGGUGCCAUAGAUUUUAUUUUCAUCAUAGCAGCAUUUUUUAUUUUUUCAAAAAAGCAUUCUGCUCUCUAAAAAAGGUUAAAGUUUAUUGCUCAUUGGAGAGACCUGGUAAUAACAGACAAAAUUGGCAAAAUAUUGCUAAGUUGGCAACAAAGAGCUUGUAUAUCUUGUAAUUGUUUAUUAUAGUAAUAAAAUAGUAGUAGAGGUAUUGAGCAGUAGGUAGAUAAAUUAACAAGAACUGAAGCUUGAAAUCUCAGGUUAUGAACUAGUGUGAGAACUACAGAGCACACUACAGGAACAAUGUAGCCGGUGUUGUUUGGGUUAGGUGAGGUGGGUGGGACGGUGUUCAGCACAUGCGUGCACAAAAUGUUUGUGCUCUGAAGAAAAAUUGCAAGUUCAUAAGCAGAGCUGUCAUAUUACAGUCAACAACUCAUUCCUUUGGCAUUAGGUACUAGUUGAGAUAAAGCAACAUCUGGUUUGAGCAUGUCCCGCUCAACACCAUCCCUCCCCGCCCCUUCUCCCUCACUCAGUAACAGCAUAUUUGUCACGUAUUACCUUUCGUAGUCUCAGAAGAAUAGUUUCUGAUUAUAUUCUUUACAUUGUUCUCUUACCAAUGUACAGUGAGGUACCUUUGUCAUGCUGACUGUCAUGACUUUUUAAGCAACAUAUUUGUGAAUCAAAUGUUUCAUAAUUUUACAAAACAAUGUAGGAACAACAAGUAGAUUUUGAUAGAAAGUAUGAAUUGUGAGACUGGCUGUUUCAAAACAAAACCACAUCUAAAUUCACUGCAGCAUUCUGAACAAGGUGCAUGUGUAGUCUUACGGCUUCAUAUCUGUUGGCUUCUCUGUCCAGUAAUGUCAAAGCCAUCAGAAAUGCCUGCUUGAAAAUUGCACAUGAAUCUGGAAUAGACCCUUCUUUCCUGGUAAAGAUAAUAUCAUGUACUUGAAAUUUUUAAUGUAUAUUAAAAUAUUUACAAGGAGCACAGGUUUUCUCAGAUUAUUAGAAAAAUAGGUUCCCAUGACACACUGACUUCUGACAAAGUAUUUGAAUUCAGUUUAAUUUUAAUAUGAAGAGUUGGAAGAAUUAAUGAUUCUACAGCAGUAUAAAAGGUAAAGGUAAAACAGAAAUUUACCUUGGUAGUUAAGGACACUGGAUUGAAAUUCUUUAUUCCACUGUAAAAUAUGAAAUGUUAUCUUCUUUGUAUAAGACGUAUGGUGUAACACAUGGUGUAACAAUACAAAGAUGGUAUUUUAUAAGGGUGGUUAAUGCUUUUUUGAUUCUGCACUAAAUUUUAAUUUUUGCAUUAUAUGCACCACAGUAUCCAAAAGUUCCAGUAUACAGAUUCCAUUAAAAUAUUUGCUUUUAGACAAGAAUGAAAUUUGUAUAAUGAAGUGUUACUUGUCUGUUUGCAAGUGAUGAAUAGAACAGUUUUAAGUUCUCUCAUUUGAACAGUAUUUAGUUGGUUUGAAACACACCACUGGGGUAGAUAGGUGGCAAAAAAAAAGGCCAUUUUCAAACUCACCUAUAGCUGCUUUGAUUAAAUUGUAUUUUGAUCCUUAGCCCAUCCUCAUUCAGUAAUAAGAUGGAUGUUACAAAUAAAAAUAUUCUAUAUGCCAGUUAGAUCACAUUUUAAGAUUAGGCAAAAAUUACUUAACUGGCAAUUUGAAAAACUAUAAAGCCUACUGGAUUUUCUACUCAUCACUUGCAGCCUUAUAUGUAAAGCGAAAUUUCUAACAGUAGGUGUGUCCCACGCUGACGUUACAUUUUUUGUCAAAUUGUGAUUAAAAAUUUUUCAAAUCAGCAAUUUCAAA
Molecule: messenger RNA, 9341 nt
Organism: Schistocerca americana (American grasshopper)
Lineage: Eukaryota; Metazoa; Arthropoda; Insecta; Orthoptera; Acrididae
Gene: Rchy1
Product: RING finger and CHY zinc finger domain-containing protein 1
Exons: 7
Coding region: 10-1056 (348 amino acids)
Biological process (GO): ubiquitin-dependent protein catabolic process; protein ubiquitination
Cellular component (GO): nucleus
Molecular function (GO): zinc ion binding; ubiquitin protein ligase activity
Source: RefSeq, a predicted model, not a curated record